GAGGUAUGGGCAUUGAAGUCGUCAACCAUUCUGUCAAGUUUGAGAAGAGAAGAAGAAAUGUCUUGCAAUGGUAGCAAGAGACGCUUUGUUCAAGAAGAUGAGGGCAUAAGAGGAUUUGAUUGACGAUCAAGUUUUGUGGAGACGAUUUCAGACAACAUUAUGCCGGUGCAUGGAGUUGAUGUGCAUUGAUUUUGAAGACGACAGUGUUGUUUGAAACUUUUCAGGGUGUCCCUUGAGCAGCAGCUGCUACUGUAUUGUACCUAAUGUGUAGAGUUACUUUCCUGCUCAUCCUUGUUGCUCAAGGUUGGAGCUCCAGUGUGGAUGUAAGCCGUCAUUCGUCGCCAGCCUUCGCUUGGAUGCCUACCAAUGGUGUCGUUCUGACGCCCAUACGAUUGCCACUCGAGCAUGCAUACUGCUCUUGCUCUGCUCUCCUUGGCUCGCGCUUGCAAUUGGUAUAUCCCAGACAGUCACGCCCUCGAGGAGAAAUUGAAGUUCGGAUGGCAAGAGAGCCGUGCUCUUCUUCAAAGCUUAUGCAGAUUCUUCAAACAGCAUCCAGUUCUCCCACGAGCUUGCAGCCGACCUCCUUCUCGUUGGCAAACAACGAGCCAAAGGGGGAGCCGGAGCUGACAAAGAUUGCAAUGGAGGGAGCAGGCAUCGGCGAUGAAGCGAGGCCGCAUAAGAUGGGAUGGAGGGAUGGCGAGAUGGAGUCAGAAUUUGCGCGCCUUGCCAUGGCUGUGGAAGAGGGAUACACGCCUGAUCUAACAUCUUUCAACCGAGCCCUCCUUCUCUGUUCGAGGGCGGUUUCCAAGGGUCUCGGCUCCGCUGCCCUCCAACGCGCGCUCUGCAUCCUCGCUCUGAUGAAUUCGGCUCAAGUAUCUCCGGAUCGCCGAAGCUUCUGUCUCCUCCUCGAGGCGUCUGUGGGUGCGGCUCUGCAAGGAAACAGAGUUGCGAUUAGGUGUUCGCUGACCAUAAUCCGAAACAUGUACAGCGUUGGGCUGAUGCCUGACCUUCUCCUCACGAACCAGUUGGUCAACAAAAUGCUUAAGUCUUCCAAAAACAUCUCUGAAGCGUACAUUGAAGCGUUCGACCUCACGCAAGGGAUGCGCAGGGCCGGGAUGAAGCUGGACAUGUACACUUACAACUCUCUCAUUGCUGCUUGCUCCCAGCAGAAUGAGAGGGGUUUAGAGAGGGCCAUCGAGAUCCUCAAGCUUAUCCGCGAGGAUGAGCUCGAGCCGGAUAUGGUCACUUAUAACGCGCUCCUGCAUGUUUGUGCUAAGAGCGCUCAACACCUUGGAAGAAGAGCAGUGGACCUCGCGCAGCACAUCUUCUCUUUGAUGCAAGCAACAGACAACUUAAAGCCGUCAGUCAUCACUUACAACGCCCUGAUGCACGCCAGUGGCCUUGCUGCCUGCUCUAGCGGGGAAGAUGCAAUCGAAAUGCUGCAGGGAAUGGUCGCAGCUUUCAAGGAGAUGUUAGCAAGAGGAGUCAAGCCCGACCAGAAGACUUUCUCUACUGUCCUGCACGGGCUUGCUCGGGGGAUUCAAUUCAUUGUGCUGAAUCAACCUUCGAACAAGCAGAGAGGUAAUACCAUCGAUCCCAAGCAGUUGAAUUUGAUCAUCGAAUCAGCUGAGGAGAUUCUUUGGAAAAUGGAUGAAGAAGGUGUUGCGCCACAGCUUUCAAACUUCAGGAUGAUGCUCUUGAUCUAUGCCAAGUCGAGCGCCAGGCUAUCCAACAGGGAUUGGCUUGAAUCAUCUUUGAAACUUCUUGAAGACAUGAGGAACAGAGGGCUCGUUCCUUGUUUGGAGUGCUACACCAGUUUGAUGGAAGUGUGCUCCAGCAUGGCAGGUAGAGCCAACUGCACUCGUCGUGGCUUCUGGGUGGCGCUGGACUUGUUGGCGGAGCUGCAAGGGGCUGGGCACAUCCCAACCUCCUUUUUGUACAUCUUGAUCUUCAACGCAGCGCGCAAAGACGGGAGCGAGGAAGCGGUCGACUUGGCGCUAGGGCUCUUUCUCUCCCUCAGCGAGUCCUACAAGACCAAGUUUGUCUACACUUCCAUCAUCUCUGCUUUGUCCGCCAAGGGAAGGGGACGGGAAGCAGCUUCACUCCUGGAGGAGGCAAAGCUGCACGGUAUCGUGCCGGACAAAGUGAUGUACAGCGUGUGCACGGACGCGUCGAAAGCCACCAGGCCGUCGGAUGCAGGGGGACGAGGGACAAGCAGAGAAACCCCUUCCGGUAUGGUCAAGAAAUGUCGAGAGCUCGAGAAGGAUGACAGAGUCGUUAGCGAGCAAGUUGCAGCACAAGCCACAGGUGAAGAUGGAGGGGAGAAUAGCAGGGUUAGAGAGCCGGAAGAGAAGUGAUGGGGAGGGAGAUGGAAGAAUCACCGGGAAGGCGUCUAGGUUUAGCAAGCUGAGAGGAUACGGCAGAGUCCCAUUAUUCCAACGGGAGAGAACAUAACGCGCUAUAAAGCACUGGAACUGU
Molecule: messenger RNA, 2478 nt
Organism: Guillardia theta CCMP2712
Lineage: Eukaryota; Cryptophyceae; Pyrenomonadales; Geminigeraceae
Exons: 6
Coding region: 264-2357 (697 amino acids)
Molecular function (GO): protein binding
Source: RefSeq, a predicted model, not a curated record